UUGCGGAAGCGACGCGCUGGCUCGGCAGCCAUUGAUGCGCUUUAUAUCCAAGAGGACAAAUCGACAUUAAUUCCUCCAUAUCUGCGGUUUCCUGCGGACUGACGCCAUGGUGUCCCACUCUCUCGCCCUGCCGAUGAUCUGCUUCACCACGUUAUGGGCGCUGGUCGGGGUCGUGGCUCCGUUUUUAGUGCCCAAAGGACCCAACCGGGGUGUGAUUGUCACCAGUCUCAUCCUCACAGCGGUCUGCUGUUACUUGUUCUGGUUGAUAGCCAUCCUGGCCCAAACCAACCCUCUGUUUGGCCCUCAGCUCAAGAAUGAAACCAUAUGGUAUCUGCGCUACUUCUGGGAGUAAACCAGGACUGUGUGACGUGACGCCUCCCUUCACUCCGAUCCCGGUGUUGGCCGCACUUUGUUUCAACGUAACUCCUGACUAUUAAACAUUCCCACACACACACACACACACACACACACACACAGUCCGAAGAACUGAUGAAGCAACAAGUCAGCAUCAGUUUUACAGUUAUGUACAGAACCUGGAAUUUAAUAAGAGUUCACUAAGACGCAUGUUGUCGGUUGUAAAACAGGAACAAAAGACAUAAAUUCAUCUUGUGACUCCAGUAUGAGACACACUGACUGAUGGUGUGUGACUGGCAGCAUUCAGAUCAUAAAUGAGUGUUUUUUUGUCUGUUACCGAGUGUGGUGAAAGCGUAACAUCGUCUGUUAGGAGUAGUUAUUAAUCUGUUGACUGAAAUGUGCAGUCCUUGGAUACUUCAGUUUAUUUUGUGUUUGUUUACAUUUUUCUUUGGUUUCGCUGCCAUCAGGGAACAUGAAUUUCUGAGUGUUUGUAUUUAUUUGGCCUGCAGGCACUGAUGUAAGCGCGUUGUAAUUACCUCAGUGUCCACACGGUCUUGUUAUAUAACUGUUAUUAUCUGUGAUGUAAUGGUGUGUGUGUGUGUGAGUGUGAAGAGUUCAUUACUGUGAGUGCUUGGACUGCAGCCAUGAGAAUCUCCCAGAACCGUAAAAGUGAAGAGCGAUUCCCUCCCACUUCAGACCACUUCAGCAUGAAAACUCCCUCCCACGUUCACCUCCUGCUCGACACCGCGGAGGUCCUCGUUGCCAUGGUGAUCUCAUCGCCCAAUUCAGUCCCUCUCCACUCGACCCCCUUUUGAUGAAAUCCUGCCCGUCCUCGCCUGCUUGUGUGCAGAUGCACUCUGUUGGGUUCUGUUGGACGGAAGCUUGCUGGUCGCUGCUGAUAGAUUUGGUGUUGAUAUUCCACUGUCUUAAAAUUUAAAUCUUUUUCAAGCCCCUUUUUCCUCAUAAUCAGCCUUUGAGACAGCACUUAACGCCAAAUUCCUCCCUUUUAACUUCCACCUAAUUAAUUCUUUCGGGGUUCGGGGGCUCUUUCAGCCAGUGAUCCCUCACAUCUUUUCAGCGGCAGAUGAGAAAAGUACGUUCAACAAAAGAAAGUACGUUUUCCGUCCUCACUCUCUGCUAGAAACACUUUAAAGAACCCUGUCCGUGAGGGAUGCCUCAGACUGGCUGAUGCAGGAUAUUUAAUCAGAGGCCAGCAGUAUGUGAAAUCACAGUGUGGCAGACCCAAGUUUCCCGUGUGCCGUUUAAAGGGCUGCAUGCAGCCUACUGGGUUUUCAAAAGACACUUUCUCUGAUCUUGUGUAUAACGAGGAAUUCUCUCAUGGCCGUUCGGGAGCUGUUGAUUGGCCCUCGCGCCCCCCCGGCAGCAGCAGUCUGAACAGUAACAGUGACCCGAUUCGGUUUUCGAGGGCUUUCGAAGGUUUCGGUGUUGCUCUCGGGAACAGAAGAACGUGCUCGUAGCGGCGUGUGUUAUGUUCCUUCUGCAGCUCUUGGCCUGUUUUGUCGCUUCGUGUCGCUGAGCUUUUGCUUUGGAUGAGACGCCCGUGUGGCUCAUCCGCCUCCUCCUGAUGCUUUAAGAGUCUGAACUGCCGGCCACGACCACAACUACGCCUCUCCCCUCCACUCCCCGUUUCCAACCCCUCCCUCCUCUCUGAAACCACUUUGCUUCAGCCAAAAAGAA
Molecule: messenger RNA, 2052 nt
Organism: Scatophagus argus
Lineage: Eukaryota; Metazoa; Chordata; Actinopteri; Scatophagidae
Gene: atp6v0e2
Product: ATPase H+ transporting V0 subunit e2
Exons: 4
Coding region: 107-352 (81 amino acids)
Biological process (GO): proton transmembrane transport
Cellular component (GO): proton-transporting V-type ATPase, V0 domain
Molecular function (GO): proton-transporting ATPase activity, rotational mechanism
Source: RefSeq, a predicted model, not a curated record